Camellia sinensis is the source of this 1440-nucleotide messenger RNA. The record is from RefSeq and is a predicted model, not a curated record. NCBI's taxonomy places the organism in Eukaryota, Viridiplantae, Streptophyta, Magnoliopsida, Ericales, Theaceae.
CAUCAACGUAUUAGGCCAAUAUAGGAAUUUUGGCCAUAAUUGAUGAUGUUAUAUUAAACUAGGUUUGUUUCAUUGAAUAGCAGAGCUGUUUCUAUACUAUGGUUGUUACGACUUUCAUUUACUUCAAUGGUAUCUCAAUGAUUUUACUUUACCUGCGGAUGCUGCUUGAAAAAGCUAGAUUCAUUGAUGGCAUCUAAUUACAGUUUGAUCAUUGUGUGACUGUAUUUAGUUCUAUUCUUCUGUAAGAUUGUUCUAGAAUUUUAAGAGAAAUACUUUUGAUUAAAGAAAUGCUUAAUUUGAUUUCAUAUUUAUUCUCGCAGAUCCUCGUGACGAUCUCAGCGGGAUGGAUGUAGCAAGAAAGAUUGGAAGAAUUUGAUUAGUGACAAGUGUGCAGCAACUGUUAUACUACUCAAUUUGGAGUAGUUCUGGCUUAUAAACAAAAAUUAUGGUUUGACUGGCAUUCUAGCAACUGAGAUCUCCUACUUGUUUCCUGUUCGACUUGUGCAAAAUAGGCUUUGAUCCUUGCUCGACUUCUUGGUCAGCGGAUUGACUUGGACAACAUAAAGGUUGAAAGCUUGUAUCCUGAAGAAAUGGGACCAAAUCUAAUGCAUGUUGAAGAUUUUUUGGUGAAUGGCCUUCCACUGCCUGAUAAAGGCAUCCAAGAGAGGGUUGAAAGGGCUUCUUCAAAUGGCAAUGUGCUCCGUUAUGUUUGUGUGAUUGAGGACUCAAGAGCAGUAGUCAUGUGGGUAGAUGAGCAAGAUGGGGAAGCAAUUGAGCUUGCCUUCAGUAAGAAGAAAAUUGAAGCAAGGAAGAAUUGGCUCCGACAGUUUGAGCCUGGCGCUUACCUUGAUCAGAAGGAGAAGCUCAUUAAGUACAGUGAUUUUGUCAACAAAGAGCUUAUAUUAUUUUCUAGAAUGUUCUUCUGUUGUUUCAUGUUGUAUCUUGCUAUUUUUUUUGUGGGGAAGGUUAAGUUGAUUAUGUUCUCUCUCUGUGUCUGUCUCUUUUUGUACUUGGUGGGGAAGCUCUUGUAAAAUUUCAUUCUAUUGGUGAUUAAACACACAAUGGAAUUGUCUAUAAACAGGAUGGACUAAGCAAUGGGAUUGCACAAUCUGUGCAACCUGAAAUCAUUCACAUUUCACACUAAGAUAGAAUCAAAACAAUCUGGUAUUCAGGGCAAUGAAAAGGUAAUGGUACCUUUUGUUCUGUUUUGUUCUGACAAUUAUAUAUCAUAGUUUGAGUGAGAUAUAGUUAAUGAAUAUGUAUCACCUAGUUUGUGUCUUAGAUUGGAUCCUGAUGUUACAAUUUCCAAAUUGAUUUUUGGCUAGCUUGCUAAAAUUUCUUAGUUUUAGGAACCUUUGUAUGGAUUAAAUAUUUUUUAUUAAAAUUUAAUUUUGGGAUUAGCACAUUCCCUGAGAAGUUAUCACUUCGCUGUGUUUAUGA